AACUCUGGAGUCAUAAUUCGGUUGUAAAUGAAUUGUUAUUUUCAGUCUGUCUGAGAGCGCCGUCGUCCCCGUCGCCGGAAGUCUGCAUGAAGCUGCGUCUCCUACAGAGGCAACGGGGUCAACGGUUUUUUUUUUUUCCCCUGUCUUGUUUUUUUUUUUUUUUUUUUUUUUUUUUUUUUUUAUUCAACACUUUUUUUUCUCUUUUUUUUAUUUUCGCUGAGCGAGAUGAGCAGGGAGUGAGGAAUGGAGGCGUAGGGACUGAGGCUGAGCGUUUGAACACACUCCGGCCUCCAGUUUUAGCUUGACUGAACAAGCCAACGAACAAAAGGGAGAAAAUUAAUGGAGAAAUAAUGGACGAUUCCCAUUUCAACUCGUCAUACUUUUGGUCUCCCGUCCCCACUGUACAAGGACAGAUUGAGAACGCCAUGUUCCUCAACAAGGCCAAGGAGCAGCUGGGUCCAGACAAGGGCAACGCGCCCCCCUUCCCUCACUCCUCCGCGUCUUCCACCUCGUCCCCCCACUACCCCACCGCCGUGCUCGCAAUCCCGGGUUCAGUGGACGCAGGGGGCGGCGUGCGCGUGGUCCCCAAGCAGGAAGGCGGCGGGAACACGUCGGGGGGCGGAGGAGGAGGAGGAGGUAACAGCGGCAACGCCAGCUUGAGUGGCGUUGGGGGACAUCUGCAUCAGUCGCACACCUCCCAGAACGUGACGGUGGUGCCGGUUCCUUCCACUGGGAUCAUGACUGCAGCGGGGUUGGUGAUCACCACCCCUCAGGGCACGCUGGUACCCACAGCCUCCACGCAGUCCUUUGUAACUGGACCCCCCACUGCCACCACCAUGAUCGUGUCUGCAGUGCACCCCUCAAACACAGAUAAGAAGGAGGAUGUUUCUGUUCCUCCAGCCGUCGUCAUGCAGACGCCGUCGAAGCGAGGCAGGAAGAGCAAACAGAUGAUGAGCCGAAUCGGCGGGAUCCUGCCUCCAGGAAGCGACGCGUUGAUUUUAGCCCAUCUUGCCGCUGGCGGACAGCACCACUCCGCCGACCCGUAUGAUCUGUCAAACGACGAGGAUGACCACACCAGCAAAGACGGACCCAAGUCCUACAGGUGUCGGAUGUGCGCGGUGACGUUCUUCAGCAAGUCGGACAUGCAGAUUCACGCCAAGUCCCACACCGAGGCCAAGCCCCACAAGUGCCCCCACUGCUCCAAGUCGUUCGCCAACUCCAGCUACCUGUCGCAGCACAUCCGCAUCCACAGCGGGGCCAAGCCCUACUCCUGCACCUACUGCCAGAAAACGUUCAGGCAGCUCAGCCACCUACAGCAGCACACACGAAACCACACUGAGGCCAAGCCCCACAAGUGCCCCCACUGCUCCAAGUCGUUUGCCAACUCCAGCUACCUGUCGCAGCACAUCCGCAUCCACACGGGGGCCAAGCCCUACACCUGCUCCUACUGCCAGAAAACAUUCAGGCAGCUCAGUCACCUACAGCAGCACACACGGAUUCACACCGGUGACCGACCGUACAAGUGUAACCAUCCUGGCUGUGAGAAGGCCUUCACUCAGCUGUCCAACCUACAGUCUCACCGUCGGCAGCACAACAAAGACAAGCCUUUCAAGUGUCACAACUGUAACCGUGGUUACACAGACGCCGCCAGCCUGGAGGUCCACCUGUCCACACACACGGUCAAACACGCCAAGCUGUUCUCCUGCGGCCUCUGCAACAGAUCUUACACGUCGGAGACGUAUUUGAUGAAACACAUGCGGAAGCACAACCCCGACCCGCUAACCGUGGCGGCGACGGUAGCCGCCCAGCAGGCCCAGGGCCUGACGCCCGGCCGGGGCCGCGGCCGCGGUCGAGGCCGGGGGGGCGGCAGAGGGAGCCAGCUGCAAAACCAGAACAACCCAAACAACAGCAAUCAGAACCAGAACCCAGGGCCGCCGGGCAGCUACCAGCAGAGCCAGCAACCCUCUGAGGGCGUGGUGCCGUGUCCCUUCGACCUGCACCAGUACAAGACGGUGUCGGCCAAUGAGAUCCAGUACAAGCCGGUCAGCGUGGGCGAGCUGCCGGUGACCCAUAAGGACCUGUGUCUGACCGUGUCCACGUCCGCCAUCCAGGUGGAGCACAUGAACUCGUAAGGCCGCGCCCGCCUGUCGGCCGACCCGCUCCGCCUGGGACAGAACCAACAGGCCGCAGUGUAAAAAGCUCCAUUUGAUUCACCUCAUUCAUCUUUACCGUCUUCUUAAAGUAAUCAAUAAAAAAAAAAAAAAACAAGAAACGUGGCUGAGGAAGGAGAAACUGUUACCUUCAUCAUCAGCCGCCCGCCUCUGGCUGCCGCGGGGUCGGCUUUAGUGGCUCUGAAGGACGAUUUUAAAGGGAUCGAUGUGACGCUGCGACACAAUCAGGAGGCAGAGGUCUGGUUCUGAAGCUGAGAACAACUUCAAGCUCCUCAGAUUACAGAUAAUCUCCAGCAGGUCGAGUUCUGGCUCCUCCCAGAGGGGAGGACGGCUCCGGACGUUUCUGUCUCAAAAAAUCACAUUUUCGCUUUGAAAUUGGGAACUUACUCACAAAUAAAUCUGCAGCUCAAGUUUCAUCUUUAAUGUUUUGUUUUCGCUGUAAAACGAGCAGCUGUAAAUGAUCUGUAAAAUGAAAAAUAACAAGACUCUCUGCAGAUGAAUAACUCACAGGGUGGCGGGGGGGGGGGGGAACCCAGAUUAAACUCUUCUUAAAAUAUUCCCAAUACUCUGAGAAAAGCAGAAUGAGGAAGAACUGAGAAAAGUGAUCGUUCAGAAACGGUGAAGAAAUGCGAACGGACCCAGAAAUCGGGUCGCCCGAUCCGUCUGGAGAACGUUUUCAGUUUAGAAACUUUCUACAUGUACUUCAAACAUCCAUCUUCAAAUCCACGUCACAUCUGAGGAGUCGGGGGGGGGGGGGGGAACCGUUUGGUUUUGGGAGCCUGAAGUCCUGAGCAACAGAACCCGGGUUCUACAGGAAUGUUCUGAACCCGAUGGGAUCUGCAGCAGAGCGAAAUAAAAAACGAGAGAGAGAGAGAGAAGAGCGGGACGGGGGAGUCCUACAGAAAGCACUUGAUGAAGCUCGUACUUCACGCCUAUGUUUGUCAUCGUUUGUCUUUUGUUCUGUUUUUUAAAUAUCUAUAAAUCAUGUUUGUAUUUUUCUACCAACAGAGGAACACAGAGAGUCAGCAGAGUGAGUGCAUGGAAGCGACAGGAAGGAAAUGUUUGUUCCCGUUAGUUUUAUUAUUAUCCUGGGAGGAGCAGCUUAAACGCCUCCUCGCUCCUCCGGGGGUCACCGGGGGGGCGAUAGAUGGGAAAUAAUGAUUGUGUGAUAAACACGGCUGAGAGGUACUGUUAUCGACCUUUUUGUUUAUUUUUAGCAACUUUUCAUACAUAUUAUUACUUUUGUUCUAACUAGUGCAAAUGUUAUCCACAGUAUACUCACUCUGAGGCAUUAUUGCUGUAUGCUGUACAUAAAAUAGGUAGAAAAGACUUUUUUUUUUUUGUUUUCCAUCUGUAAAAGGGAAGUAUGUCUCGUGUACAGAAUAUAUAAAAACAGACCGUGUCUCAGGUCGACGACAGAAACCAACAAGCUCUGAUACAAAUUCUUAUUAAAAACAUGCAGCUUUUCUCUUUUAACAAAACAUUUAUGAUGAGGAUUUAUUAUUUUGGCCUGUUAAAAAUAAGCAGGGCUGCUAAAACGAUCUAAUUAGUACUAAUGCUGUUGCUUUAGGUUCAUUUAAAGCAUGAUAUUUUUUUUCAUUUCAUACAGAAAAUAAAUGAAAAUUGUCAGAGAAAUGUAACCGUAAACCUAUUUUGACUUCUUUUUUUUUUAAAUAUAUCAUUUAUGGUGCUGUGUAAAAUGAAGCCACUCCUAACAUGUUAAACUAGCAUCAGAUUAAAAGGUGACCUGGGACAGCGCUAGCCGUCUCCAUCCAGUCAGAAGGUUCUAGCUGCCUGUGCAACAAGCCGACGGUCCUCAUGUAUACUCAACUUAGUCUGUCUCUGUGUCUUUUUAUGGAAAAAAAAAAUAACCUAGCAAUGCUCCUGGUAAGCAGUUCUGAACUGACCUAUGUUAAACUCUUGCAUACUGUACGCACAGUUAAACCUCUUACUCAUCUGAACGGACUGUUUCUUCUUCCCUUAUGGAGAAUAAAAUUCAAAAACUGUUUAUGACAAAA
Molecule: messenger RNA, 4189 nt
Organism: Fundulus heteroclitus (mummichog)
Lineage: Eukaryota; Metazoa; Chordata; Actinopteri; Cyprinodontiformes; Fundulidae
Gene: znf384a
Product: zinc finger protein 384 a
Exons: 11
Coding region: 351-2132 (593 amino acids)
Biological process (GO): regulation of transcription by RNA polymerase II
Cellular component (GO): nucleus
Molecular function (GO): RNA polymerase II cis-regulatory region sequence-specific DNA binding; DNA-binding transcription factor activity, RNA polymerase II-specific
Source: RefSeq, a predicted model, not a curated record